Messenger RNA from Saccharomyces cerevisiae S288C, 306 nucleotides. It is a transcript of the gene MVB12, whose product is annotated as ubiquitin-binding ESCRT-I subunit protein MVB12. The transcript has a single exon. Gene Ontology annotation, cellular component: cytoplasm; endosome; ESCRT I complex. Gene Ontology annotation, biological process: endosome transport via multivesicular body sorting pathway. The record is from RefSeq and is marked reviewed. Gene Ontology annotation, molecular function: ubiquitin binding. Bases 1 to 306 code for a protein of 101 amino acids. NCBI's taxonomy places the organism in Eukaryota, Fungi, Ascomycota, Saccharomycetes, Saccharomycetales, Saccharomycetaceae.
AUGAACAAUAAUGUUGAAGAACUCCUACGGCGUAUUCCCCUCUACAACAAAUAUGGUAAGGAUUUUCCACAAGAAACAGUGACUAGGUUUCAGAUGCCUGAAUUUAAGUUACCAGCGCUACAACCAACAAGGGACUUAUUAUGCCCUUGGUACGAAGAAUGUGACAAUAUCACCAAAGUCUGUCAGUUACAUGAUUCUUCUAAUAAGAAAUUCGAUCAGUGGUACAAGGAGCAAUAUCUGAGUAAAAAACCACCGGGAAUUGUUGGAAACACACUAUUAUCUCCAUCAAGAAAGGAUAAUUCCUAG